Aspergillus pseudonomiae is the source of this 2393-nucleotide messenger RNA. Its product is annotated as acyl--CoA ligase. Gene Ontology annotation, biological process: secondary metabolic process. The record is from RefSeq and is a predicted model, not a curated record. Gene Ontology annotation, molecular function: CoA-ligase activity. Bases 1 to 1692 code for a protein of 563 amino acids. The transcript is spliced from 4 exons. Lineage: Eukaryota; Fungi; Ascomycota; Eurotiomycetes; Eurotiales; Aspergillaceae.
AUGCCUUUCAAAUCGCGUUGGCAGGUGCAUGUCCCGGAUGCGCACCUGGCAACUGUCCUGUUCACAUCGCCCACUCAUCCGUUGUCAAAGACACACCGGUGCUUCUCUGAGGCAGCUCGUCCCGACACGCAUUAUUUCACCACGCAUGAUUUCCGACUAUGGUCUAAGCGUUUUGCGGCAGGGUUGCGUAAGGCUGGUCUCCAGCCCGGUGAUCGUGUUUUACUCUUCUCCGGCAAUGAUCUCUUCUUCCCUGUUGUCUUUAUGGGCAUCAUCAUGGCGGGAGGCAUCUUCUCGGGGGCCAAUCCUACUUACGUCGCAAGGGAACUGGCGUAUCAGCUCCAGGAUAGCGGCGCAACUUACCUCAUUUGCGCUGAAGGGAGUCUCGAUACUGGUGUUGAAGCGGCGCAACUUGCAGGAUUGAGUCGGGACCAGGUGUUUGUUUUUAACAAUGCUAUCUUCGAUGGGCGUGGGGAGGGCAAGAUGGGUUGUCGCUAUUGGGGUGAGCUGGUGGCGUCUGCGGAGGAAGGAAAUCAAUUUGAAUGGGAGGAUCUAUCGACUCCAGAGAAGGCUAGCCGUACCCUCGCCUUGAAUUAUUCCAGCGGCACGACGGGGAGACCCAAGGGCGUGGAAAUCUCUCACAAAAACUAUUGCGCCAACAUGCUCCAGGCUAAUCAAUCGUUUUAUCUGAAUCCGGACUGGAAAGCAAGGAAUGCUAGGUCUCGGUUCCUCUGUUUCCUACCGAUGUAUCAUGCGAUGGCCCAAAAUAUUUUCAUUGCGAACGCAUUGAAGCGUGAGGUUCCUGUGUACAUCAUGCCCAAGUUCGACUUCAUCAAGAUGCUGGAAUAUACGGAGAAAUUCCGCAUCACGGACCUUAUUCUGGUCCCUCCUGUGGUGGUUGCCCUAGCCAAGCAUCCUGCGGUCAGAAGCGGCAAAUAUGAUCUUAGCAGCGUCGAGGGAAUUGCCAGUGGUGCAGCGCCCCUGGGAAGAGAAGUCUGUGAUGAGGUGGAGGCGCUCUGGGAAUCUGGACGUAUCAAUGUGAAACAGGGCUGGGGGAUGACCGAGACUACAUGCGCUAUACUUGGCUGGGACCCCACUGAAACAAGUCACACCGCGUCAGUUGGAGAGCUGAACCCCAAUUGUGAAGCGAUGAUCAUGGCGGACGACGGGGUCACCGAGUUAGGACGUAACCAACGGGGUGAACUCUGGGUCCGAGGUCCGAACAUUAUGAAGGGCUAUUGGCGAAAUCCACAGGCCACAAAGGAAACCAAGACGGAGGACGGAUGGCUGAAGACCGGAGAUAUCGCAUAUGUGGAUGAUCAGGGGAAGUUCUACGUAGUUGACCGAAAGAAGGAACUGAUCAAAGUGAAAGGCAACCAAGUUGCGCCGGCAGAGUUAGAGGCCCUCUUGCUGGAGCAUCCGGCAGUAGCUGACGUUGCGGUCAUUGGAGUGUCGGUGAACGAUGACGAGCGCCCUCGGGCAUAUGUGGUGCUAAAGCCUGGACAGAGCGCCUCCGCACAAGAUCUUAUCGCAUUCAUGGACGGGAAAGUCUCCGCGAUCAAGAGGAUCACUGGCGGGGUAAUCUUCGUUGAAACAAUUCCUAAGAACCCUUCAGGCAAGAUCCUGCGAAAGGUCCUUCGAGACCGCGCUAGAGAAGAGGUGGCCUCAAAACCGAUCAUCACCGCGAAGCUAUAGGUCACACUCUGUAUUUUGCCUCUCACUUCUUCAAUUUUUUUUUCCCCUCGUCUGCGGAGCGACAGGCCCAGGCUAAUGUAAAUCUAAAGCUUCGGUGACCUGAUUGGUGGGGCAGCCGAUUUUAGCAUGCAUUGAAGGGACCUGGUUGUUGGGUCGAACGGGCGAGGCAUAUUGAAAUGACAUACUUGAUAGACGAAUCUGAGUGGAUCAAGGUUCGCGUAGUCCAUUCCUCUUAAAUUUUCCUGCUGUCAAAAGGCCACGAAAGGAGGUCGACGCCACAGUCGAUCACUCUGUUUACCGCCACACUGAACGCAUUUGGCUCUUUUUCCCAGUGCCAAGAGCAGAUCUAAGAUAUUAGUGCGUUAGUAGUGUCUAGUAGUGCAGGAGUGAAAGACUUGACCCAGUGGACACCAGCACAGACGCAAUCUGAUCUAGAGUUCUUACCGAGGAAGGAAAAAUAAGAGAUUCGCGAGAAAGAAAAGUUUCAAAAGGGAGGGGGGGGAGCAUCAUCUUAGCAGAAGCCACACCUCCAGCAAAAGAAGGUAAAGGAUCGACCCGUCAUGCCAUGGCUACCUGAUGCGAGACUUUUGUCAUUACGCUGGCUUUAUGCGAACCAAGAUGGAUCUGCGCGAAAGCAGAUGAUCGAAAGAUGGGCUGAGCUGAGAACGAAUAUGUAAUGUAAGAGAAUAACGAUGGUGGAU